This is a messenger RNA of Acipenser ruthenus (sterlet), 3911 nucleotides long. RefSeq names its product N-lysine methyltransferase SMYD2-like. The transcript is spliced from 13 exons. Gene Ontology annotation, cellular component: nucleus. Gene Ontology annotation, molecular function: protein binding; histone methyltransferase activity; protein-lysine N-methyltransferase activity. Lineage: Eukaryota; Metazoa; Chordata; Actinopteri; Acipenseriformes; Acipenseridae. The record is from RefSeq and is a predicted model, not a curated record. The coding region runs from base 240 to 1712 and encodes 490 amino acids.
UUGACGAAGUUUAGGACCCAACGGGAUCCUGCAGCAAUUGCCUAGCCUGUUUGAGCCGACUACCAUUUAUGUAGUUCUAGGUUAGUCUGACGCUGCUCCAUUAAUAGCAAAACUAGUAAGACUGAUUCUAACGGAGUCUGAAUCUGAUCUUUCCCCAACAACAGUAAAAAGCAUUUGGCUGCAGCUGAAAACCCGUGAAAGAACCACACAAAGGGGAAACAGAAAACCACAUCCAGAAAAUGAAAACAGAGGGCACGGCAGAAGGAAUCGAAAGGUUCACAAGCCCUGGCAAAGGCAGAGGGCUGAGGGCAUUAAAACACUAUAAAGUUGGAGAUUUGCUGUUUACAUGCCCGGCAUAUACUUAUGUGUUAACUGUCAGUGAGAGGGGGAAUCAUUGUGAGUUCUGCUUUGCAAGGAAAGAGGGACUUUCUAAGUGUGGGAAAUGCAAACAAGCGUUCUACUGCAACGUUGACUGCCAGAGAGGAGACUGGCCGAUGCACAAGUUAGAAUGUUCAUCCAUGUGCAUUUUCAAGGAGAAUUGGGAUCCCUCAGAGACUGUUCGGCUUACAGCCAGAAUCAUUGCCAAGCAGCAAAAACAACAACUAAAAGACCAAGUAGUUCCAGAGACCACCAGAGCUCCACCUUGUCUGCCCCGAGGAAGAGAACUAGUAAAUCAACAAGAAAAAGAUGCACCGGCUAAAACAGCGGCAGCCAUUACCAAGAUUCCAACCGAGGUGACCCAGUCGACUACUUCACAGAAAACACAGACGGAAAAAACUGCAGCAGAGAAACUUUUAACAGUGUCAGAGUUUGAAUCACAUCUGGAGAAGCUGGAUAAUGAGAAGAGAGAGCUGAUUCAGAGUGACAUUGCUGCCCUCCAUCACUUCUACUCCAAGCACUUGGAAUACCCAGAUAAUGCAGCUCUGCUGGUGCUCUUUGCACAGGUCAAUUGCAAUGGCUUUACAAUAGAGGAUGAAGAACUCUCCCAUUUGGGCUCUGCUGUUUUCCCAGAUGUUGCCCUGAUGAACCACAGCUGUUGCCCCAAUGUGAUUGUCACUUACAAAGGGACCCUUGCAGAGGUCAGGGCUGUUCAGGAGAUCAAUGCUGGGGAUGAGAUCUUUACCAGCUAUAUUGACCUGCUGUACCCCACAGAUGACAGGAAUGACAGAUUGAAGGAUUCAUACUUUUUCAACUGCGAUUGCAAGGAGUGUGCCACCAAAGGAAAAGAUAAAGCAAAAAUGGAAAUAAGGAAAAUGAAUGAACCUCCAAAACCUGAGACCAUCAGGGACAUGGUGAAGUAUGCCAGGAAUGUGAUUGAGGAGUUCCGGAGAGCAAAGCACUAUAAAACCCCUAGCGAGCUGCUGGAGAUCUGCGAGCUGAGUCUGGAUAAGAUGGAUGCUGUGUUUGAGGACACCAACGUGUACAUGCUGCACAUGAUGUACCAGGCAAUGGGGGUGUGCCUUUACAUGCAGGACUGGGAGGGAGCAUUGCGUUAUGGGGAGAAGAUCAUCAAACCCUACAGCAAACAUUACCCUGCUUACUCUCUAAACGUGGCCUCCAUGUGGCUGAAGUUAGGAAGACUGUAUAUAGGAUUGGAAAAGAAGUCUCUGGGAGUCAAAGCUUUAAAAAAGGCAAUAGCGAUUAUGGAGGUGGCCCAUGGAAAGGACCAUCAUUACAUAGCAGAGAUCAAGAAAGAGCUUGAAGAAAAAUAACAUUUUUUUCCCCCCAAAGUAAAAAUACAAUUAUGGCCUGGUAACUUAAUAUUUUUACUUGUAAUGAAACUUGCUAAAUCUUGAUAUUUUAAAACUACUGCAUCUAUUCAAAAUAUUUAGCACAAAUUCUACUUAUCAACUGCCUUAUUUGUCAAAGGUUUUACUUUAGACUGGUGUGGUGAUGUUACUAAAACAAGGCCUUUGUAAACUGUUACUAUACUUAUUUAUCACGAGGAAAGUAACUUUGUAACAUUUUUGUGGGUAACUUCCAGUUUGUUUUAACCAGUAAAUGCACCCAUUCUAUAAAACAAAAAGCAAAAUGCACAAUUUCUAGUCAUUUAACAAAUAUUCUUCACAUUAAAUAGGUUUAUUUGUUUUUUGAUUAAGUAUUUGUUCAUGACAAACGUAUUGGCACGCCUGCUUUAGUAUUUUGUGUGUCCUACUUUUUGCUUUUCUCACGGCUUUGAUGUUUAUGAUCAUUCUUAACCAAUACAUUACAUCUUGUUGGUGAAAUUUGGGCCCAUUCUGUCUUGCCUAUUUCCUUCAGCUCAGACAGAUUGUAUACACAAUGCUUGACUCCAGCUUUUUUCAGCUCAGUCCAAAGCAUUUCUAUUGGAUUGUGACUCCAGCGUUGACUUAGCUGUAUGCUUUUGGUCAUUGUUGUAUUAGAAGUUUGCAAUCAGCCUUUUAGGAGAUGGUAUCAUCUCAUUCAAUCUUUAAUCACUUGAAUGCAACCAGUUCCAGAACUGCUAAAACACCCAAACAUACUGUGGUCCAUUUUUUGGGAAAGGUUAUAUUUUAGUCUCAUCGGACUACAGAAUUUUGUUAAAGAAUGUUUGAUUCCUGUUCCAUAUUUCUUUGCAUAUUUAAGUUUGUUCUAUGAAUUUUCUUUAAUAGUGGUUUGCAGCGAAGUCUACGUGCAAACAACUCUUCUGUGUUCAGGUGAUUUAUUAAGGGUGUGAUUUUGUCACGGUAAAAUCACGGCACAGUCACAGCUAAAAAUAGACAAUUUCAUGGAAUGGUCACGGCUACAAAGAUUUGAACUUAAAUAUAUUAAUUCAUGUAAUAUACUGUAUAAUUUUAGUAUUUGUGCAAAGUAAACAUAUAUUUAAUUUACUGUUGUGUUUUCUUUAAACACGCUUCUAGUGAAAAGUAAACCUAGAUUUUUUUUUUUUUUUACAGUACCUUUUAAAAUAACCGUAACAGGAAUAUGCUUACCUUUUAAUUAACAGUUAUAGGCCUACCUAUCUGAAAACUAUCUGAACGCUACAGAUUAACGACAAGGAUAUUGCAGAAUUAUUUUUUUAUUUAAAAAAAAAAAAAACAACUAAAACUAUCUGAACAGUUUUGAGGGGGGGUUUUGGGCAAAUUGGAGUUCAUGCUCCUCCAGAACUGUAAACCGUCCUCCCUUUAGGUUUUGCAUUAUCAAGUGUAGGUUCAUUUUAAGUUUGUUUCUCCUUAAAGCUGCUCCCUCCACUUUUGUUUGGGAUAUUGCUCUGCUGGUUGCUUAGAACUUAAUUUCACCCCUAUUUUUUAUAGUUCUGUCUAAGUAUUCACCUUUAUUUGAUGUUUGCUAACCGCUUAAACUUUGCACUGAAACCAAUUCAAAAGACGUGAACUGCUCCUAUUUUCAUGCUGAGUGGAAACAAAUUCACAGGUUCCAUGACCACCGUGACAAAAUCACAUCCGUAACUAUUAUGUCUGAUGCUUCUAAAUCUUUAAGUCUUUGGCUGUUGAUCUUGGAUUUUUCUUAGCUGCUCUGACAAUUCUCCUACCUGCUGUACCAUUAAUUUCCUUUCUAUGUCUACUUCUUUCAAGCGAUACAUCUUGAUUAUUGCUGAGUGUGCAUUUUUGGUAUUACAUAUUUCUUUGAUACUGCUCUGUAGCCAUUUCCUUUUUUGUAGUCUGCUACAAAUGCUUUUCUCAAACAUGAAUCCAGCUCCUUUGUCUUCACCAUCAUCUGAUUUGUUGCCGAAACGUUUUUCUUCUAUAUAUGUUGGAAAUAAUUACGUUUCUGGCUAUUGACUUCAUAAUGCAGCUUAAUUACUGUGUAGUGGUUUUCAAUCAAUUAUGUUUUUAAAAUUAGUGCUAUUACAUUUUUACAGACCUUGAAUGUAAAGGCGGCAAUACUUUUGUCAUGAACAAGCAUUUGAAAUUACUUGCAUUUUAUAUAUAUCUAUAUCUAUAUAUAUAUAUAUA